AUGUCUAAAUUAGUUCAACAAGUUCAAUUCGGUAACACUGGGAUUAAGGUCUCCCCAUUAAUUGUUGGCUGUAUGUCAUAUGGUUCUAAAACAUGGGCUGAAUGGGUUGAAGAUGACAAGGAAAAAGUUUUCCAAAUCUUAAAGCAUUGUUAUGAUAUUGGGUUCCGUACUUUCGAUACCGCUGAUGUCUAUUCAAAUGGUAAAAGUGAAAGAUUAUUAGGAGAAUUCUUAAGAAAAUUUAAUAUUAGAAGGGAAACUGUGGUCAUUCUAACCAAGACUAAUUUCCCAGUAGAUGAAACAUUAGUUUUACCCAUAGGUGAUGCCAACCGAUCUGAAAAUGACACUUUAGAUUUAGUUAAUCAACAAGGUCUAUCUCGUAAACAUAUUUUACAGUCCGUCAAAAACUCGGUGGAAAGAUUAGGUACUUAUAUUGAUGUUUUGCAAAUUCAUAGAUUUGAUCCAAACACACCAAUUAAGGAAACUAUGAAGGCAUUGAAUGAUGUGGUGGAAAAGGGUGAUGUUAGAUACAUUGGUGCUUCUUCCAUGUUACCAACUCAAUUUGUCGAAAUGCAAGGAGUAGCUGAUAAGUAUGAUUGGUUCCAGUUUGUUAACGUUCAAUCUCAAUAUAACUUGUUAUACAGAGAGGAUGAACGUGAUUUGAUGAAAUAUUGUAAGAAACAUAACAUCGCAUUAACACCAUGGUCUCCGAAUUAUCAAGGUUUGUUAACAAGACCUGUUGGUGUUGAAUCAGUUAGAUCUACGAAAGAUAAGUUUAUUAACGCUUGGGAUCUGAAAAAGUUUGAUCCUGCACAGAAGGCAAUCAUUGAUCGUGUUGAAGAGUUGUCAAAAAAGAAAGGUGUACCAAUGGCUGCCAUUUCUACUGCUUGGGUUUUGGCUAAGGGUUGUUAUCCAAUUGUCGGUAUGUCUUCAAUUAAAAGAGUUGAUGAAGCAAAAGAGGCUUUAGAUGUCAAGUUUACUGAAGAAGAAUUGGCUUAUUUGGAAGAACCUUAUAAACCAAGAAACUUCAUGUAUUAG
Molecule: messenger RNA, 1035 nt
Organism: Naumovozyma dairenensis CBS 421
Lineage: Eukaryota; Fungi; Ascomycota; Saccharomycetes; Saccharomycetales; Saccharomycetaceae
Product: aldo/keto reductase
Exons: 1
Coding region: 1-1035 (344 amino acids)
Source: RefSeq, a predicted model, not a curated record